AUGGCGGAAGCGGAAGGUGGAGCGAGCGAACAAGAUGAUGUUUCAUUCUUACGUACGGAAGACAUGGUCUGUCUGUCCUGCACAGCGACUGGUGAACGUGUGUGUUUAGCUGCGGAGGGUUUCGGUAAUCGGCACUGUUUCCUGGAGAACAUUGCUGAUAAGAACAUUCCGCCCGAUCUAUCACAAUGCGUAUUCGUUAUUGAACAGGCGUUGUCGGUAAGGGCUCUCCAAGAACUAGUUACUGCUGCCGGAUCAGAAACUGGAAAAGGUACUGGGUCGGGUCAUAGGACCUUACUGUAUGGCAAUGCUAUUCUUUUACGCCAUCUUAACAGUGACAUGUAUCUGGCCUGUCUCUCAACAUCAUCAUCACAAGACAAGCUGGCCUUCGAUGUGGGUCUCCAAGAACACUCACAAGGAGAAGCCUGCUGGUGGACAUUACAUCCCGCUAGCAAACAGAGAUCUGAAGGUGAGAAGGUUCGUGUUGGAGACGACUUGAUUCUUGUCUCUGUUGCCACUGAAAGAUAUUUGCACACGACAAAAGAGAAUGAAGUUUCCAUAGUAAACGCUUCGUUCCACGUGACCCAUUGGUCCGUACAACCAUACGGUACUGGUAUUUCACGUAUGAAGUACGUCGGUUACGUUUUUGGGGGAGAUGUGCUGCGUUUCUUCCAUGGAGGGGAUGAGUGCUUAACAAUACCAAGCACUUGGACUAAAGAAGGCGGACAGAAUAUCGUAGUGUAUGAAGGUGGUUCAGUGAUGUCACAGGCACGGUCACUGUGGAGACUUGAGCUGGCUCGUACGAAAUGGGCUGGCGGUUUUAUUAACUGGUACCACCCGAUGAGAAUACGACACAUCACUACUGGGAGAUAUCUGGGAGUUAAUGAUCAGAAUGAGCUCUAUCUUGUUAGCAGAGAGGAAGCCACAACAGCAUCAUGUGCCUUUUGUCUUCGCCAAGAGAAAGAUGAUCAGAAGGUUGUUCUUGAAGACAAAGAUUUGGAAGUGAUUGGAGCUCCCAUUAUCAAAUAUGGUGAUUCCACUGUUAUAGUUCAACAUUCUGAAACUGGACUCUGGUUGUCUUAUAAGUCAUACGAAACUAAGAAAAAGGGUGUGGGCAAAGUUGAAGAAAAACAAGCGAUACUUCACGAAGAAGGUAAAAUGGACGAUGGACUUGAUUUCUCCAGGUCUCAAGAAGAAGAAUCAAGAACCGCUCGAGUUAUUAGAAAAUGUUCAUCUCUAUUUACCAAAUUUAUUAAUGGUCUUGAAACACUUCAAGAGAACCGUCGUCAUUCAAUGUUCUUCGCAUCAGUAAACCUCGGGGAGAUGGUCAUGUGCUUGGAGGAUUUGAUCAAUUAUUUUGCUCAACCCGAUGAAGAUAUGGAACACGAAGAGAAGCAGAACAAAUUCCGUGCUCUUCGGAACAGACAGGAUCUUUUCCAAGAGGAGGGCAUCCUAAACUUGAUACUGGAAGCCAUUGACAAGAUCAACGUCAUCACCUCCCAGGGUUUCCUGGCUGGAUUCCUUGCUGGAGACGAAUCCGGGCAGAGCUGGGAUAUGAUAUCUGUAUAUUUAUAUCAACUGUUGGCUGCCAUUAUAAAAGGCAACCAUACUAAUUGCGCACAGUUUGCUAACUCGAACCGUCUCAAUUGGCUUUUCUCACGUCUUGGGUCCCAGGCUUCAGGUGAAGGAACUGGAAUGUUGGAUGUAUUACAUUGCGUGCUAAUAGACUCACCAGAGGCAUUGAAUAUGAUGAGAGAUGAACAUAUAAAAGUUAUAAUAUCUCUUCUUGAGAAGCACGGCAGAGAUCCCAAAGUAUUAGACGUGUUGUGUUCACUGUGUGUUGGUAAUGGUGUCGCUGUAAGAUCAUCUCAGAACAACAUCUGUGACUACUUACUACCAGGGAAAAAUCUGCUUUUACAAACUCAACUGGUUGAUCACGUGUCGAGCGUUCGUCCAAACAUUUUCGUGGGUCGUGUUGAAGGUUCCGCCGUUUAUCAGAAGUGGUAUUUCGAAGUGACGAUGGACCACAUUGAGAAGACGACCCAUAUGAUGCCACAUUUACGUAUCGGUUGGGCGAACACUUCUGGCUAUGUCCCUUACCCUGGUGGUGGUGAGAGAUGGGGAGGGAACGGAGUAGGAGACGAUCUCUACUCCUUUGGAUUUGAUGGCGCCUUCUUGUGGUCUGGGGGACGAAAGACCCCAGUCAAUAGAACCCACAGUGAAGAACCCUUCAUAAGGAAAGGUGACGUCAUCGGUUGUGCCUUGGAUCUGACUAUUCCAUUAAUCAACUUCAUGUUCAAUGGUGUGAGAGUUACUGGAUCCUUCACCAACUUCAAUUUGGAGGGCAUGUUCUUCCCUGUUAUCAGCUGUUCUAGUAAAUUGAGUUGUCGUUUUCUUCUUGGUGGAGAACACGGUCGUCUUCGUUAUGCCGCACCAGAAGGUUAUUCUCCAUUAGUAGAGUCGCUUUUACCUCAGCAGAUAUUGAAUCUUGAACCUUGCUUUUAUUUCGGCAAUUUGGCCAAAAGAGCACUCGCCGGUCCUCCACUCGUUCAAGAUGAUACAGCCUUUGUACCAACCCCUGUUGACACUUUAUCUAUCACUCUCCCUACAUACAUUGAACAAAUCAGAGACAAACUUGCUGAAAAUAUUCAUGAGAUGUGGGCGAUGAAUAAGAUUGAGGCUGGUUGGUGUUACGGGGAAUCACGUGAUGAUUCACGUCGCGUACAUCCAUGCCUGGUGCCAUUCGAGAGACUGCCACCAGCUGAGAAACGUUAUGACAUACAACUAGCUGUACAAACACUUAAAACGAUUCUCGCUUUGGGUUACUACAUAAGUCUUGAUAAACCACCGGCUAGAAUACGUAACGUCCGUUUACCAAACGAUCCGUUUAUGCAAUCCAAUGGCUACAAACCAGCUCCACUUGACCUGAGUGCUGUCACUCUCACCCCAAAAAUGGAUGAACUGGUAGACCAGCUUGCUGAGAACACUCACAACCUGUGGGCCAGAGAAAGAAUUCAGCAAGGAUGGACAUACGGACUUAACGAGGAUACGGAGAUGCAUAGAUCCCCCCACUUGGUCCCAUACCCGAAAGUAGAUGACGCAAUCAAGAAGGCGAAUCGUGACACAGCCUCAGAGACCGUACGAACCUUACUAGUAUAUGGAUACAAUCUGGAUCCUCCCACUGGGGAACAGCACGAAGCACUUUUGGCUGAAGCGUCUAAACAGAAGCAAGUUGACUUCAGAACUUAUAGAGCUGAAAAAAACUAUGCUGUCAGUUCUGGGAAAUGGUAUUUUGAAUUCGAAAUACUCACUGCUGGACCCAUGCGAGUUGGCUGGGCUCAUGCUGAUAUGGCGCCCGGAAUGAUGUUGGGACAAGACGAUAAUUCGUGGGCCUUUGAUGGCUAUAAUUGUUUGAAGUGGCACGGCGGUGCGAGCGAUACUUUCGGUCAACAGUUGAAAGUUGGGGACAUAGUCGCUUGCUUCCUAGACGUUACUGAUCAGACAAUUAGUUUUUCUCUCAACGGGGAGUUAUUAAUGGAUGCUUUGGGGGGAGAAACUACAUUCGCUGAUGUACAAGGCGACAAUUUCGUGCCAGCUUGUACAUUGGGAGUAGGACAAAAAGCUAGGCUUUCAUACGGUCAAGAUGUGAAUUCUUUGAAAUAUUUUACCACUUGCGGUCUUCAAGAAGGUUACGAACCAUUCUGUGUGAAUAUGAAACGUGACGUCACUCAUUGGUACACAAAGGAUCAGCCGAUAUUUGAAAAUACGGAUGAAAUGGCCGACACUAGAAUAGAUGUAACAAGAAUACCUGCUGGCUCUGAUACACCGCCUUGUCUUAAAAUAUCCCACAACACAUUUGAGACGAUGGAAAAGGCUAACUGGGAGUUCCUAAGGCUCUCUCUACCAGUUAUUUGUUUGUCUGAAUUUAUUGAUGAAUCUGAGAAAGCGCGUCGUUGGGUGGAAAUAAAAGAAAGGCAACAGAUUCUUAUGAAAGAGGCUACAGAGGCGCAAAUGCCUGCUCAUAUCGACCAAAUUAUGAGAAGCGGUUUCACUAUGAAUGAUAUCAGAGGUCUGCAUUAUGAUGAAAACCAAGAAGAAAUGCCAUCUUCUUCGAAAGUAAAACGACAACCUCCGAGACCACCCAGAAAGGGUUCCAUACCUCGGGGAGCUAAUGUACAGAAUUACAAUUUGCAACCAGGAACGGUGAAUGGAAUGCAUAGAUCCACGAGUGAAGCAGAAAUGGCCAAGUACGAACUCAGUGCCCAGAAUUUGCCAGAAGACAAAAAAGCAGAUAAAAGAGGCAGAUCUCCUUUCAAAUUCUUCCGCAGCAAACGUGGUGAGAGCGGGGAACGGGGGAAAUCUGGCAAAUCCAAGACUCCUGAUCCAUUUAGUGACACAGAAGUCUCACCAGAUAGAGGAGGAAUGAGACGGCCAAAUCCACAAAUACGCAUUUCCCAAGCAAAUCAAAGAUACACUCAGGGUAGGCCUAGUCGACCAAACAUUUAUGGAAGCCAAACUGGCUUGAACACAAAUUUAGCCGUAUCGACACCGCCACAGGAGCGUAAGCAAAUGACGUCAGCAACACUUAGUGCGGCUGCUACAGAGACCGUUGGAAAUGAGAUCUUUGAUGCUGAUUGCUUAAAACUUAUCAAUGAAUACUUCUAUGGAGUCAGAAUCUUCCCUGGUCAAGAUCCCACACACGUGUAUAUAGGCUGGGUGACAACUCAAUACCACCUACACUCAAAGGACUUCAAUCAGAACAAGGUCACUAAAUCAUCGGUCAUCAUCACUGAUGAUUACGAUAGAGUUAUUGAAAGUGUAAAUCGUCAGUCUUGCUACAUGGUGCGCGCUGAUGAAUUAUACAAUGAAGUUAUGGCAGAGGCUACUGCUAAGGGAGCGUCUCAAGGCAUGUUUAUCGGAUGUUCCGUGGAUACUUCUACAGGCACUGUUUCAUUUACUUGUGAGGGAAAGGAUACUAGCAUUAAGUUCAAGAUGGAAACUGAGACAAAACUCUUCCCAGCCAUCUUCGUUGAAGCGACAUCGAAAGAGAUUCUUCAAAUCGAGCUCGGCAGAUCAUCAACAAGUCUUCCACUCAGUGCUGCUGUUCUUCCAACAAGCGACAAACAUGUGAACCCACAGUUCCCCCCAAGACUUAAAGUUCAAUGUUUAAAACCACACCAGUGGGCUAGAGUACCAAAUCAAUUUCUUCAAGUACACGCGUUAAAGUUGUCAGACAUCCGUGGUUGGUCUAUGCUCUGUGAAGAUGCGGUGUCAAUGCUGGCCUUGCAUAUACCCGAGGAAGAUCGUUGCAUCGAUAUUCUAGAGUUGAUAGAAAUGGACAAACUAUUAAGUUUCCAUUCACACACUCUCACUCUAUACGCUGCUUUAUGUUACCAAAGCAAUUACAGAGCUGCCCAUGCUCUAUGUCAACAUGUGGAUCAGAAGCAAUUAUUGUAUGCUAUACAAUCACAAUACAUGUCGGGUCCAUUACGUCAAGGCUUCUAUGACUUGUUGAUAGCUCUGCAUUUGGAGUCACAUGCAACCACCAUGGAAGCGUGCAAGAAUGAGUUCGUAAUUCCUCUAGGGCCAGAACUUAAAGCGCUUUAUGACGAACCAGAAAUGAAACACAGCCUUCGUUCACUACAAACUGAAAGUGUUAGACCUAUGAUGCAAAUGACUGAUAUAGCUGAAAGUAUAUCUGACAUCAGUAACUUAUACUCCCCGUUGUUCCCGUUGGAAGUUGUUCGAGAGUUUGUUAUGACAGCCUUGGCUGAAGCAGUUGAGACAAACCAGGUUCACAACAGAGAUCCAGUAGGAGGAAGCAAUGAAAACCUAUUUCUGCCCCUCAUUAAACUGGUAGAUAGACUUCUACUAGUUGGUAUGAUGAGAGAUGAAGACGUUGAAAAACUCCUCAUCAUGAUCAAUCCAGAAACAUGGGAUCCCACAUUCGAUAAAGAAGGGAAAGAUGAACAUAGAAAAGGACUUCUUCAUAUGAAAAUGGCAGAAGGUGCUAAACUACAAAUGUGUUACUUAUUGCAACAUUUAAACGACAUCCAGCUAAGACACAGAGUAGAAUCCAUUAUUGCGUUUGCUCAUGACUUCGUGGGUGAUUUGCAGACUGAUCAAUUGAGACGUUAUACUGAGAUCAAACAAUCAGAUCUUCCGAGCGCAGUGGCUGCCAAGAAAACCAGGGAAUUCCGUUGUCCACCACGAGAACAAAUGAAUGCUAUACUGAGUUUCAAACAUAUGGAAGACGAUGACCCAGAGAAUUGUCCUUGUGGUGAAGAGUUGAUCACUCGUAUGAAUGAGUUCCAUGAAAGCCUGAUGACGCACGUAUCUUUGAACGCUUUGCAGGAACCGGACGGUGAUGAAGCUUCGGAACCACAAACAAAACCAGGUGCCUUUGGGAAACUCUACAAUAUUAUCAAUACUGUAAAAGAAUUGGAAGACGAACAAAAGGCGAUAGAAGAACCACCGAAGAAAUCACCAGAAGAAAAGUUCCGAAAGGUGUUGAUACAGACGAUAGUCAACUGGGCUGAAGAAUCUCAGAUAGAAACACCAAAACUUGUGAGAGAGAUGUUCAGCCUUCUAGUACGUCAAUACGACGCAAUAGGCGAGCUUAUACGUGCCUUGGAGAAGACGUACGUCAUCAAUGCUAAGACGAAAUUAGACGUGGCUGAGAUGUGGGUUGGAUUAAGUCAGAUCAGAGCCUUGCUGCCGGUACAAAUGAGCCAGGAGGAAGAGGAACUUAUGAGGAAAAGGCUAUGGAAACUAGUCAACAAUCACACGUUCUUCCAACAUCCUGAUCUAAUAAGAGUUCUUCGUGUGCAUGAGAACGUAAUGGCUGUGAUGAUGAAUACCCUCGGUCGACGUGCGCAGGCGCAGUCUGACGCGCCCGCCGGCGCUACGCCCUCCCCAGAAGACAAAGAGAAGGAUACUUCUCAUGAAAUGGUGGUCGCGUGUUGUCGUUUCCUCUGCUACUUCUGUAGGACUGGUCGUCAGAAUCAAAAGGCUAUGUUUGAUCAUUUCGAUUUCCUGCUAGAAAACUCCAAUAUUCUUCUAUCCAGACCAUCUCUUAGAGGAUCUACACCACUUGAUGUUGCUUACUCUAGUUUGAUGGAAAACACCGAGCUGGCUUUGGCUUUACGAGAGCACUACUUGGAGAAAAUAGCUGUGUAUCUCUCUCGUUGUGGCCUUCAGAGUAAUUCAGAGCUCGUAGAAAAGGGUUACCCUGACCUUGGAUGGGAUCCAGUGGAAGGAGAAAGAUAUCUAGACUUCCUUAGAUUCUGUGUCUGGGUAAAUGGUGAGAGCGUAGAAGAAAACGCUAACCUCGUCAUCAGGCUCUUGAUCCGAAGACCUGAAUGCCUUGGACCAGCUUUACGAGGUGAAGGUGAAGGUUUAUUGAAAGCUAUCGUCGACGCCAACAAAAUGAGUGAGAGGAUCGCUGAUAGAAGAAAACUUAGAGAGAUGGAAGAAGGGGGCGAUAUUAGUUUCAGCCAUCCUCUUCCUCAAUCUGAAGAUGAUGAAGAUUAUAUUGACACUGGCGCUGCCAUAUUAAACUUCUAUUGUACACUGGUUGAUCUCCUGGGAAGGUGUGCUCCUGAUGCCGCUGUUAUAGCUCUUGGUAAAAAUGAAUCACUCCGAGCUCGAGCCAUUCUUCGUUCGCUGGUACCACUCGAAGACCUUCAAGGAGUACUCAGCCUUCGAUUUACUCUCAACAACCCUGCUGCUGGUGAGGAAAGACCAAAAUCUGAUAUGCCAUCGGGUUUAAUACCUGGUCACAAACAGAGCGUUGGUUUGUUCUUGGAGCGGGUGUACGGUAUCGAAACUCAGGAGUUGUUCUAUCGAUUACUAGAAGAAGCUUUCUUACCGGACUUACGAGCUGCUACUAUGUUGGAUAGAAAUGAUGGUUGUGAGUCUGACAUGGCACUAUCUAUGAACCGCUACAUCGGUAACUCUAUUCUGCCGCUUCUUAUCAAACACGCGAACUUCUACAACGAAGCUGAGAAUUACGCUAGCUUAUUGGACGCCACUUUACACACAGUUUAUAGGUUAUCCAAGAACAGGAUGCUUACCAAGGGUCAACGUGAAGCGGUUUCGGACUUCCUUGUAGCGUUGACAGCGGCUAUGCAACCUUCAAUGUUACUGAAACUUUUGAGAAAACUCACUGUUGAUGUGUCGAGAUUAUCAGAAUAUACAACCGUUGCACUACGGCUGUUAACUCUUCACUACGAACGAUGCGCUAAAUACUACGGCAGUACUGGCGGCCAGGGUCUAUAUGGAGCGUCUUCUGAUGAGGAAAAACGUCUCACUAUGAUGCUGUUCUCAAACAUUUUUGACUCCCUCAGCAAAAUGGACUACGAACCUGAACUAUUCGGGAAAGCCUUACCAUGUCUCAUUGCUAUUGGUGCUGACAAUCCUCAAUACGAUCCCCAACCUAUAAACACUUCUUCAGUGGCACUCAAUAAUGAUCUCAAUACAAUCGUCCAGAAGUUUUCUGAACAUUACCAUGACGCUUGGGCUUCAAGAAAAAUUGAAAAUGGUUGGGUGUAUGCUGAGUCCUGGUCGGACAGCCAAAAAAGUCAUCCAAGACUCAAACCUUAUAAUAUGCUGAAUGAUUACGAAAAAGAGCGUUACAAAGAGCCGGUGCGUGAAUCUCUCAAGGCAUUGCUGGCCAUUGGUUGGUCCGUAGAACAUUCGGAAGUUGACAUUCCCAGCACUAACAGGAGUUCCAUGAGAAGACAGUCAAAGUCUGGAGUCCCGGAUUCAGCCACUCCCUUCAAUUACAAUCCUCAUCCAGUGGACAUGACGAACUUGACCCUGUCAAGAGAGAUGCAGAAUAUGGCUGAGAGGCUCGCUGAAAAUGCUCACGACAUUUGGGCUAAGAAGAAAAAGGAGGAACUGGUCACUAAUGGAGGUGGAAUUCAUCCUCAACUGGUUCCCUACGACUUACUAACUGACAAAGAGAAGAAGAAGGAUCGAGAAAGAUCUCAAGAAUUCCUCAAAUAUCUGCAAUACCAAGGCUACAAAUUACACAGACCCAAAACAGCACAAGGAGAUACCGAACAGACCUCUACGGGUGUGGCAAUAGAGCUCAGAUUUGCAUACUCGCUUUUGGAAAAAUUGAUACAAUAUAUUGACCGAGCCACCAUCAACAUGAAGUUACUAAAACCAUCCACAACAUUCAGUAGACGACCCAGCUUCAAAACCAGUACUAGAGAUAUAAAAUUCUUCUCUAAGGUUGUUCUACCGCUUAUGGAAAAAUAUUUCUCAACUCAUCGCAAUUACUUCAUCGCUGUGGCGACUGCUACAAAUAACGUCGGCGCGGCAAGUCUUAAGGAAAAAGAGAUGGUUGCAGCAUUAUUCUGUAAACUGGCUAGUUUACUAAGAUCAAGGCUCGCAGCUUUCGGUCCAGACGUUCGUAUAACUGUCAGAUGUCUCCAAGUAUUGGUGAAGGGUAUCGACGCCAAGUCCCUGGUGAAGAACUGCCCCGAAUUUAUCAGAACUUCCAUGCUUACCUUCUUCAAUAACGUCGCAGACGAUCUCGGACAUACCAUAUUGAACUUACAGGAGGGUAAAUACGCUCACUUGCGUGGUACCCAUUUGAAGACUUCCACGUCUCUUGGCUACAUAAACGGAGUCCUACUACCAGUACUUACCGCGAUGUUCGACCAUCUCGCCAACUGUGAAUAUGGAGCUGAUCUAUUGCGUAAGUAG
Molecule: messenger RNA, 9714 nt
Organism: Danaus chrysippus (African queen)
Lineage: Eukaryota; Metazoa; Arthropoda; Insecta; Lepidoptera; Nymphalidae
Source: the annotation of a GenBank genome assembly